Messenger RNA from Daktulosphaira vitifoliae (grape phylloxera), 564 nucleotides. RefSeq names its product piggyBac transposable element-derived protein 3-like. Bases 1 to 564 code for a protein of 187 amino acids. The record is from RefSeq and is a predicted model, not a curated record. Lineage: Eukaryota; Metazoa; Arthropoda; Insecta; Hemiptera; Phylloxeridae. The transcript has a single exon.
AUGUCUGUCAAUAGAUUUUCUUGGUUCUUGACUCAUUUACAUUUAUGUGACAACAAUUUACAACCUAAUAAAAACGAAAUUAAUUAUGAUAAACUCUACAAAGUUAGGCCAUUAAUAGAUAGUUUAUCAAAAAUAUUUCUUCAUCACUAUAUUCCUAACAAAAAUCAAUCAAUUGAUGAGAGUAUGAUACGCUUCAAAGGAAGACAUUCUAUCAAACAAUACAUGCCCAUGAAGCCUAUAAAACGUGGGUAUAAAGUGUGGAUCCGGGCAGAUCAAUCUGGUUAUAUAUGCGAGUUCCAAAUUUACACGGGUAAAACAGAUUCUGUGGAAAACAAUCUGGGAAAACGUGUUGUACAAGAUUUGACACAGAACAUAAAGAACAAAUAUCAUUGUAUGUACUUCGAUAAUUUUUUUACUUCACUUGGACUUGUUGAAGAAUUGUUGCAAGACGGUAUUUAUGGGUGUGGUACAGUUCGUUCUAAUAGAAAAGGUUUACCAAAAAACCAACUAAGUGAUAAAAAAUUUAAAAAAGGAGAUAGUGAAGGACGUGUAUCUACAACUUAA